GUUCGGUGAAUGAGAACCAGAGACCGUCAAAUUCUUAUAACGGAGACCUGAAUGGACUGCUGGUGCCUGAUCCCAUUGUGGCCGGAGACGGACCUUCUUUGGCUAAGCCAGUGCAUCGCAGCAUUUCUCUGGGAGCCCUGCAGGAGAAACAAGUCAUCUGCCUUUCCGGUGAUGACAGCUCCACUUGCAUAGUGAUAUCAGCAAAAGAUGUGGAGAUAGUGGCAAGCAGUGAUUCCAGCAUCACCAGUAAGGCCAGAGGCAGUAACAAGGUGAAAAUACAACCUGUUGCUAGAUAUGACUGGGAGCAGAAAUACUAUUAUGGCAAUCUGAUAGCUGUUUCAAACUCUUACCUGGCUUAUGCCAUUAGAGCUGCGAGUAAUGGCUCCGCUAUGGUGCGAGUGUUGAGCGUCAGCACUGCUGAGCGGACCUUGCUGAAAGGAUUCACAGGUGGCGUGGCAGACCUGGCUUUUGCUCAUCUCAACUCCAACCAGCUGGCGUGCCUGGAUGAGGCUGGCAACCUUUUUGUCUGGCGCCUGGCCAUGAAUAAAGAAAAAAUCCAAGAGGAGAUCUUGGUUAACAUCAAGCGACCUGACAAUACCCCGUUGAACACCUCUCGAAGAAUCAUCUGGUGCCCUUUCAUCCCGGAUGAUAAUGAGGAGAGUGGUGAAGAGGGAAGUCAGACGUUGGCGUUGUUGCAUGAGGACAGGGCAGAGGUGUGGGAUUUGGACAUUAUCCGAACGAACAACAGCUCCUGGCCAGUGGAAGUGCCUAGCAUCAAAGAAGGCUUCAUCGUAGUGAAAGGCCACAGCACGUGCCUCAGUGAGGGAGCACUUUCUCCAGAUGGAACUGUGUUGGCCACAGCAAGCCAUGAUGGUUUUGUCAAGUUCUGGCAGAUCUAUAUUGAGGGGCAAGAUGAGCCAAGGUGUCUUCAUGAGUGGAAACCCCAUGAUGGUAGGCCUCUUUCCUGCCUGCUCUUUUGUGACAACCAUAAAAAGCAAGACCCAGAGGUGCCCUUCUGGAGGUUUCUCAUCACAGGAGCAGAUCAGAACAGAGAACUGAAGAUGUGGUGCACUGUAUCUUGGACCUGUCUGCAAACUGUCCGCUUUUCUCCUGACAUCUUCAGCUCCAUGAGUAUUCUUCCCAGCCUGAAAGUCUGCUUGGAUCUCUCUGCUGAAUAUCUGAUACUGAGCGAUGUGCAGAGAAAAGUCUUGUAUGUGAUGGAGCUGAUGCAGAACCAAGAGGAGGGCAAAGCUUACUUCAGCUCCAUCUCAGAGUUCCUCCUUACCCACCCGGUCCUAAGCUUUGGCAUCCAGGCAGUGAGCCGCUGUCGGUUAAGACACACCGAAGUGCUCCCAGCAGAAGAGGAAAAUGACAGCUUGAGUGUAGAAGGUGCUCAGGGAGCUGGGGCUGUGGAAUCAGCAGCAGGCGUGCUGAUAAAACUCUUCUGCGUGCACACCAGGGCCCUACAGGAUGUGCAGAUUAGAUUCCAGCCUCUUCAUAGCCCUGACAUGAGUGCAUCCAUGCCUUCCCAUGGCUCUCAUGAAGAAUUUGCCUUUCCAGAUCACAUGGCUGAUCUAAGCACAGAAGGGCUGGGAUCUGAAAAAGGAUCGGUGCAUGGCUCUCAAACAGACCUGCGGCGUAUUGCCGAUCUGCCUGUACCAGCAGACUUCCUUUCUCUCUCAAAUGAUGCCAAACCUAAGCUGAUGACUCCAGAUGCGUUCAUGACACCAAGUACAUCUCUUCAACAGAUUUCUGCUGCCCCUUCCUUGUUAUGCCAUCAAGCAGAAGGGCAGGAGCUUGCUGUUUCUCGGCCACUCUGCGUCCAAGUGUUAU
Molecule: messenger RNA, 1833 nt
Organism: Cariama cristata (Red-legged seriema)
Lineage: Eukaryota; Metazoa; Chordata; Aves; Cariamiformes; Cariamidae
Product: enhancer of mRNA-decapping protein 4-like
Exons: 15
Biological process (GO): deadenylation-independent decapping of nuclear-transcribed mRNA
Cellular component (GO): P-body
Molecular function (GO): protein binding
Source: RefSeq, a predicted model, not a curated record